AUGAAAUUUUGUGUUGGUCAAGGUUAUGACGGUGCUGGUAACAUGGCUGAGAACUGUUCCGGUGCUGCAGUAAGAAUAAAAGCUAUUUAUCCAAAAGCAUUAUAUGUUCAUUGUGGAUCUCAUGUCCUCAAUCUUUGUGUUGCAAAUGCCUGUAACAUACAGAUAGUUAGCAAUAUGAUGUCAAAUGUUCGUGUUAUAUCUCAGUUCUUUAAUUUUAGUCCAAAGCGUUUUGAUGUUCUGAAAAAAAAAAUUGAAGAAAUGUUUCCAAAAGCUCAUCACUCUCGUUUAAUAGAUGUAUGUCGUACAAGAUGGAUUGCCAGAAUUGAUGGUUUAGAUGUGUUUAUAGAGGUACUUCCUGCUAUAAUUAAAUGCUUUGAGCUAAUAAUUAAUAACGAUGAAAAGUCUUGGAAUCAUGACUCAGUGCGUGAUGCAAAUAGUUAUUUCUUUGCUACUAGAUCUUUUCAGUUUCUUGUUACUUUAGUAGUGGUGUCUCGCUGUUUGGAACGACUAAGAUCAGACAUUGAACACAGUCAUGGUGCUUGGUAUAGUGAGGCAGUUGUAUUGGCAGCUAGUGUUGGUGUUUAUGAGCACAAGCCUUGUACAAUAGGAAAACAGCUUAAUCGAAAUAAUUGUCCUAGUGAAUCUAUUAAUGAGUAUUACAAGAAAGUCAUUACAAUUCCUUUUCUUGACCAUCUAUCAUCCCAGAUUCAAUUACGUUUUUCUAAUAAAAACAUUGCUGUUUAUAAUGGAUUCUUUGCAAUGCCAACUAACGUUUUAAUUGUUGCUGAAUGGAGAAGCAACUUUCUUCUUUUUUCAAAUGAGUAUGAGGAUGAACUUCCGGAACCACGGUAUAUCAUGACCGAAUUGAACAUGUGGGAAGAUUAUUGGCGUAGCGUUAAAAAUUCCCUUCCUACUACUCUGACCAAACUCCUUCCUCUUAUUGAUAGAAUAACUUUUCCUAAUAUAUUUACCUUAAUUCAAAUUCUUGCAACUAUUCCAGUAACAACAUGCACUUGCGAAAGAUCAAUCUCUGUUAUUCGUCGUUUAAAAACCUAUCUACGUAACACAAUGUCACAGAAUAGAUUUAAUAGUCUUGCUUUAAUGCACGUUCACCAAGAUAUCAGCAUCGAUGUAAAUGAAGUGAUUGAUUGUUUUGCUAGGAAAAAUCCUCGUAGAAUGAAACUUGUGUUUUUAGAAGUUAAACUAGAUGGUUACUUGUUUUAUUUUCAAGUUUCUGUUUAA
This is a messenger RNA of Hydra vulgaris (swiftwater hydra), 1242 nucleotides long. NCBI's taxonomy places the organism in Eukaryota, Metazoa, Cnidaria, Hydrozoa, Anthoathecata, Hydridae. The record is from RefSeq and is a predicted model, not a curated record.